Messenger RNA from Phytophthora megakarya, 570 nucleotides. Lineage: Eukaryota; Oomycota; Peronosporomycetes; Peronosporales; Peronosporaceae. The record is from the annotation of a GenBank genome assembly.
AUGUGCCAAAGGGUGGAAGAUCAGUUGGAGGCUUGCGAUAAGUGGAAUUUAUCGAUCAGUGUGGCGAAGAGUUUCUGGGGCAUGGAUAAGGUAGGAUAUCUGGGAAACCGAAUGUCGAUCGCAGGUCUGGAGGCAAACGAUCUGAAAUCCCUGACCGAUUUAUCAUUCCCCGGAUCACUACGAUCUAUGCACCGAUUCGUUGAAGACUACGCUAUCUACGCUUCGGUGCUCUAUGAAUUGUGCGAGGUGGAGUUUGCAGAACAGGAGAAACGAUCGGAUCUGAGGAAGAUCAUGGACCAGAACGACCCGCUUGCUCGAGAUCACGGUCCACCGGAACUGCAGUUGGCCGAAUCAGUAGACGAGAGGUGGGUCAGAGCGCAUAGGGCCUUUACCACUCUGAAAACCAAGAUCGCGACUACCCCAAUUCUCUGCCACUUCGACGAGACAAGAACGCCGGUAGUUAUCGUAUAUGCUAGUGAUCGGGCGAUAUCGUCUUCGUUGACGCAAGAACACGACGAAAUACAGGGCACCAGAUCCGGGCACGCGCACCAGUUGUGGCGAGGUCGGUGA